Branchiostoma floridae (Florida lancelet) is the source of this 1814-nucleotide messenger RNA. RefSeq names its product dorsal root ganglia homeobox protein-like. Bases 640 to 1599 code for a protein of 319 amino acids. NCBI's taxonomy places the organism in Eukaryota, Metazoa, Chordata, Leptocardii, Amphioxiformes, Branchiostomatidae. The transcript has 4 exons. Gene Ontology annotation, biological process: regulation of transcription by RNA polymerase II. The record is from RefSeq and is a predicted model, not a curated record. Gene Ontology annotation, molecular function: RNA polymerase II transcription regulatory region sequence-specific DNA binding; DNA-binding transcription factor activity, RNA polymerase II-specific.
CGACAUGCCCCGGAGUCCGCCAUGUUGACGUAGCGGUGGGGUUCCCAGUAAUUAGCCAGCUUGAGUAAUCUCUCCCCCAUCAAACCCUGUGUAAUCUCUCCCCGGACCAUCAAACACGGCCCUCCACACGCAGUAAAACAAAAACCUUAUCAGGACCGAGUCAAGCACAUUGUUGUUCCGAACGGUGGGAAGGACGGACAAACCGAGGGCUGGCUGCAGACGACGCGAAGGCAACACCUGACGACACACCUUUUCGCGCCAGGUGACCCGCAGGGGUUCGAACGACUUGGACAGACCAAGAAGGUUAACCCCCUUGCUUGGACCUUACUUGGACAUCGGACCGAAAGGAUCGAACCUUUGUUGUCAAGGUCAACCUGUCCGUCAGCAAUGUAAUGGCGUCCGCUGUCCUGUAAACACUUCGUCGAAAAUUGGAAUCAGAUACUGUCAGACUUUUUCGUCCAAGUCUAAGUUGUGUAGGACCACGCCGUGCUAUUCAGCAAGUAUGUACCUCUUGCAAAGGGUGCAAGUAUAGACUAGGAUUGUGCCGCCGUUUAAAAACUUUUGAAAACUGAAAUAGUCAAGAUUUCAGAGGACGUUUGCAGCUCUGUACCAGUCCGCACAAACUAACUUUACCGCACAAUGGACCUGUCAACUAUCCCGACGCUCAGACACUCCAUCGACAACAUCCUCGGGAGGUCGGCGGCGGUCCCUCGGUGGCAGGGGCGCCCGGGCACCGAGCGCAAGGACACCUGCUCCCCGGUGGGUCCCAUCGACUACAGCCUGCACUCGCUAGCGUCACAGGAAUCCAGAAGUGCUCAAGAGGCGCAAGACACUGUGGAAAUAUCAGAUACAACAGGUCGGUUCUUUGCCAGCGAAGACGUCAGGUCGCCCGGUGACAACGACGUCGCCACCGACGUCGAGGCACCUGACGGCGACGUCACGGACGCUGACGUGUUUGACGUCGGCGGCGACAGCGCGUCAGAGACGGGGCGCGAGUCCGUGUGCAGCGGCGGGACAGACGCGUCGGUGUCAGAGGAAGGGUCGGACAGGAGGGUGAAGCGCAUGCGCCGGGUGAGGACGACGUUCUCCGCGGAACAGCUGAAGGCGUUAGAGGACGUGUUCAAGGUCACACAUUACCCGGAUGUACACACGAGGGAGCAGCUGGCCCGGAAGACCAAACUGCCGGAGGCAAGGGUUCAGAUCUGGUUCCAGAACAGACGGGCGAAGUGGCGGAAGUACGAGAAGCUGACGAACUUCGGCGGGCUGGGGUUUCUUCAGAACACGGACAUGGCGAUGGUACCCGCACCGCACACCGCCGCUAUCACACGGGUGGACCCAAAGGACAAGACGAAGGAGCGGCCGCGGCCCCUCCAGCCGGGAAGUCCCUCCAUCAACCCUGUCCUACCCACAAUCCACAGCGUCACCGUACCCACCACGCUGUACACGUCACCGAUCCCGUCAUGCACCAUCGUGCCCAUCGGCUUUCCGACGACUCCCGACUCCGAGACUCGGAGGUGUUCGUCCAUCGCCGCGCUCCGAAUGAAGGCGAAGGAGUACGAAGCGGCGUUGGGCAUGCAGUUCAUGUACAACAAACAAUGAAAAUGGAACUGAUCAGAACGUUUUCCAUACAACAACGGAGCGAGCAACAUCCGUGUUGGUGUCUGGAUUUGCGUUUCACAGGACUCAAGGGCAAACGGCGUUUUGAAAAAAUCUUAUCAGCAACUUUCUUCUGGUACUCUUAUUUUUAAGUUAGGCCACAGCAAGUAAAUUUUAUGGAUGACAUCCUCUGCAGACUGCAAAAAUAGUGCGAUAGG